CCUUUAAGUACAGGCAGUGGGCGGUGUCAGCCGUGUACUCUGUGCAGUUGUGUGCGCCUUGUGCAGCGGAUCCUCCUGAGCGAGAAGCAUGGACACGGCGGGGAAGGUCAUCAAAUGCAAAGCUGCAGUUGCCUGGGAAGCGGGGAAGCCUUUGUCAAUUGAAGAAGUUGAGGUGUCCCCACCUAAAGCUCAUGAAGUCCGAAUUAAGAUCCGCUCCACUGCCGUGUGCCAUACUGACGCCUACACUUUAAGUGGGGCUGACCCUGAAGGAUGCUUCCCAGUGAUACUUGGACAUGAAGGAGCUGGCAUUGUAGAGAGUGUGGGAGAAGGCGUUACAAGAGUUAAGGCUGGAGACACAGUUAUUCCUCUGUAUGUUCCGCAAUGUGGAGAAUGUAAAUUUUGCUUGAAUCCCAAAACCAAUCUAUGUCAGAAGAUCAGGAUUACUCAAGGUCAGGGAUUCAUGCCUGAUGGAACAAGCCGAUUUACUUGCAAAGGGAAGCAACUUUUCCACUUCAUGGGCACCAGCACCUUCUCUGAAUACACAGUUGUGGCUGACAUCUCUGUAGCUAAAAUAGAGGACUCUGCUCCUCUGAAUAAAGUCUGCCUGCUGGGCUGUGGUGUUUCAACUGGUUAUGGAGCUGCUCUGAACACUGCCAAGGUGGAGCCAGGCUCGACAUGUGCAGUGUUUGGCUUAGGAGGGGUUGGUCUGGCGGUUAUCAUGGGAUGUAAAGUAGCUGGAGCUACCCGCAUUAUUGGAAUUGACCUCAACAAGGAAAAAUUUGCAAAGGCCACAGAGUUUGGUGCCACCGAGUGCAUCAGUCCUGCAGAUUACAAAAAGUCCAUUCAGGAGGUGCUGGUUGAAUUGACAGAUGGAGGAGUGGACUAUUCCUUUGAGUGUAUUGGAAAUGUCGGAGUUAUGAGAGCGGCAUUGGAGGCCUGCCAUAAAGGCUGGGGUGUAAGUGUGAUUGUGGGCGUUGCUGCAUCUGGACAGGAAAUCUCAACUCGCCCAUUUCAGCUGGUCACUGGGCGGACUUGGAAAGGAACUGCUUUUGGGGGUUGGAAGAGUGUAGAGAGUGUACCCAAGUUGGUUUCUGAAUACAUGGCCAAGAAAAUUAAGGUUGAUGAAUUUGUGACUCACAAUUUGCCCUUCAGUUCUAUUAAUGAAGCCUUUGAACUGAUGCAUGCUGGGAAGAGCAUUCGUAGUGUUUUGAACUACUAGACAUUUUGGGAAAAAUCUGUACAACCGAGCGCAAUUCUUAGUUGAAAGAUAGCAGUCUACAGUAUGGAAAAGUGUUUUCUCCAGCAAAGAAAUCUGGUUUCAAUCUCUCUUAACUGAUUACCUUUAUUUCUGACAUCAGCUAAUUUUGUAAUCUAGCUCAUUUCUAAUAAAUGUUUUUUUCUCUUGG
Molecule: messenger RNA, 1406 nt
Organism: Pseudophryne corroboree (corroboree frog)
Lineage: Eukaryota; Metazoa; Chordata; Amphibia; Anura; Myobatrachidae
Product: alcohol dehydrogenase class-3
Exons: 9
Coding region: 89-1219 (376 amino acids)
Biological process (GO): formaldehyde catabolic process
Cellular component (GO): cytosol
Molecular function (GO): zinc ion binding; S-(hydroxymethyl)glutathione dehydrogenase [NAD(P)+] activity
Source: RefSeq, a predicted model, not a curated record